AAUCUUGAAGAGAAUUUUGUUUUUGUGUCCACCAACAACCAUCUAUUUUUGUUGUUUUAAUGAAUAAAUUCUUCAACCGAUCAUCGAACGUUGUAUGUAUUGCAAGGUGGAUUUUUUUUUCUCUCUGUUGGUGUUGUUGUUGUUGUGGAUUCAAAAUUAUUAUUAUUGACGACAUUUUGGUGUGUGUGUGUGUGUGUGUUCAGUGCUAAAUAAAUAAUCCUGGUUAUAGUCCGAUUUGUGUCAGUCAUUAAAUCUCUCUAUCUCAAACACACACACACACACACACACAAAUCCCAAGGCCAAGUGAAAGUUUCUUUUUUUUUUUGGCCACAUUUACAAAUCAAUUUGUUUGUAAAAAAGAGAUGAAAUAAUUUCCAAUACAUUCGAUUUCGAAUGUAAUCAUCAUCGUAUGCAUCCAUAUAUAUCGUAUUAUGAUUGCACCACCCAUUUCCUUCCGUUUUUCAUUGAUUUUUUUCCCCACUAAUUAAUUAGAAACAAAAAAAAAAAUUUUCAUUUGACACAUUUAACAAAAAAAAAAAUUCAUCAAUACAAAACAAACACACAAAAUAGUCUAUAUUAUUAAACGACAACACAAAUCAUAAACAAAUCAAAAAAAAAACCAUGUCAACAUCAGUGGUCCAAAUGAUGGACAUAUCGACCGCUGGUGCUAUUUCUAAUGCCCACCAACGCCGAACAACAAUAACAACAGCAGCAGCAACAACGACAACAACUUUAGCCAAUAAUAAUAAUAAUAAUAAUAACGGUGAUUUAAUUAUAAAUAACGGAUCAUUAUCAUCAACGACCAAUCACCAUCAUCAUCAUCAUCAUUUACUUCAUAAUCAUCAUUAUCAUAAUAAUAAUAACAACGGUCCUAUUAAUUUUGCCAUGAAAUUUUUCAAUAACAACAACAACAACAAUAAUAAUAUUGUGGUAAAUGCUAAUCGUAAGAAUAUUUUGACAUCAUCAUCAUUGUCAUCACCAACAACAUCUUCGACAUUAUCAUCAUUAUCACCUGCCGCCGUAACAACACCAACUAGUUCACCACAAGUGCAGAUUAAAUUGGAACCACGUGUACCAAGUCCAUGUACAGCCGAUUUAGUUUGUAUGGCUGUCAAUGGUAGUACAGUAGCCGCAACAACGGCUGGAUCUAAUACAACCACCGGUAUUGGUGGUGUAAAAUCAACAACAACAACAACAGCAACAAAUAUAUCACGUCUACCACAUUUGAAUGGUGGUGGAGGUGGUGGUGGUGCUACUACUUCCGUUACAGGUAGUUCAUCAUCAUCGAUUAUCAAAGAUCUCUCAUUACAUUAUCUUUCGACAAAAGGACAACAACAACAACAACAGCUUUUGAUUACAACAGCCAAUGGUGGCAUAGCCAAUAUAUCUACCACCACCAAUACAAUCAAUCAACAUAACAAACAAGAAUCUCAGGAUCAUCAUCAUCAUUCAUCAUCGAUAUCAUCAUCUGGUCAUCAUUUAACGCCUUUAACAUUAACAACAAAACAGGCACCGGUUAUGGUGACAAUACCAAAUGGUGGUGAUAAUCAAUCACCACCACCGCCAUUAUUAUUGAUGAACAAUAGGAAUCAUCAUCAUUAUCAACAGAAUUCUCAAUCAUCACCUCCAUCAAUGUUGACCUCAUCAUCAUCACCAACAGCAACAUCAACAACAUCAUUGCCAUCACCAUCAUCAACAACAACAACAACGACAACAAAUGGCCAUUUUUCAAUUUCCGGUACAAAUAUUGGCCUUAAACGACCACAUGAUGAAGCCUUUGGUCCACAUCAUCAUCAUCAACAUCAUCAUACUAAUGGUGGUGGUCAACAUCAUAGUGAUUCAUUAAAUAUGCCAUCAUCACCACCAUCGAUAAAUGGUCAUAAUAAUACAAUACAUCAGAUGCCAACAACACCGAACAAUAAUAGUGUGGUUGCAUCACCAACAUCAUCAUCAUAUAGUGAUUUUGGUUCAGCAUGCAAAGAAGAGAUGAGUCCAUCAAACAGUGUGAAUGGUUAUACAAAUGUCGAUAGUUUGGGUGGUUUAGAUCCAAAAAAGAAAAAAGGACCAGUACCAAGACAGCAAGAAGAAUUAUGUCUAGUUUGUGGUGAUCGAGCUUCAGGAUAUCAUUAUAAUGCAUUAACUUGUGAAGGCUGUAAAGGAUUUUUUCGCCGUAGCAUCACAAAAAAUGCUGUUUAUCAGUGCAAAUAUGGAAACAAUUGUGAGAUUGAUAUGUAUAUGAGAAGAAAAUGUCAAGAAUGUCGAUUAAAAAAAUGUCUUUCGGUCGGUAUGAGGCCUGAAUGUGUUGUACCUGAAUAUCAAUGUGCUAUGAAACGUGAAGCAAAACGUGCUAUUAAAGAUAAAGAUAAACCGAAUUCAACCACCAAAGAAGGUCUUUCACCAAACAAUAAUAAUAACAAUAAUAAUUCAACACAAAUGAUGAUGAUAAUUGAACAAGAAAAACAGCCAUUAACACCAAUAAUGAUGACAAAUAAUAAUAAUAAUAAUUGGAAUGGUUCACAAAAUGGUGAUGUUGAAAUUGCUAGAAAAUUAACAAAUGAACAGGAUGAGAUAAUCAAAAAACUAGUCUUUUAUCAAGACGAAUUUGAAUCACCAUCAGAGGAUGAUAUUAAAAAGAUAGCGCCUUUUCCAUAUGGUGACGAUGAAGAUGAUAAUAAAAGAAGGUUUCAACAUAUUACCGAAAUGACUAUAUUAACUGUGCAGCUAAUUGUUGAAUUCUCAAAACGUGUACCAUUUUUUGAUAAAUUAUUUCGUGAUGAUCAGAUUACACUUUUAAAGGCAUGCUCAAGUGAAGUGAUGAUGUUACGAUGUUCACGUAAAUACGAUAUCAAAACCGAUUCAAUUGUUUAUGCAAAUAAUCAACCAUAUACGAGACAAAAUUAUAGCAGUGCUUGUAUAGCAUAUGUGGCCGAUACAUUAUUUAAUUUUUGUCGCCGAAUGCAUAUGCUCAAGGUUGAUAAUGCUGAAUAUGCACUAUUGACUACGAUUGUUAUAUUUAGUGAUCGACCACAUUUACUUGAACCACAUAAAGUGGAAGAAAUACAAGAAAAAUAUAUUGAAAUAUUACGCAUUUAUGUGGAAACACGUCGUCCUCCGAACAAAUGUCAUUUUGCCAAAUUAUUAGGCAUAUUAACCGAAUUACGUACAUUGGGUAAUAUUAAUUCGGAAAUGUGUGUAUCACUCAAAGUACAAAACAAAAAAUUACCACCAUUUUUGGCCGAAAUCUGGGACAUACAAGAUUUUUCUUGAAACGAAUAAUAGUAGUGAGAGAAUAUUGGAAUUGAAAUCGGACAUUUUCUCGUUUUGAUUUUUUUUUUUUGUUUUGUUUUGUUGGAAUGGAAUGUAACAUCAUC
Molecule: messenger RNA, 3371 nt
Organism: Dermatophagoides farinae (American house dust mite)
Lineage: Eukaryota; Metazoa; Arthropoda; Arachnida; Sarcoptiformes; Pyroglyphidae
Gene: EcR
Product: Ecdysone receptor
Biological process (GO): positive regulation of transcription by RNA polymerase II; ecdysone receptor signaling pathway; negative regulation of transcription by RNA polymerase II
Cellular component (GO): RNA polymerase II transcription regulator complex; nucleus
Molecular function (GO): ecdysone binding; RNA polymerase II cis-regulatory region sequence-specific DNA binding; zinc ion binding
Source: RefSeq, a predicted model, not a curated record